Rotaria sp. Silwood1 is the source of this 426-nucleotide messenger RNA. The record is from the annotation of a GenBank genome assembly. Lineage: Eukaryota; Metazoa; Rotifera; Eurotatoria; Philodinida; Philodinidae.
AUGCAAGGACUUCCAGAGUUAUCCCUCACGUUACUAAAUCAUGCUAUUCCAUAUAUUCUUCUUGGUGUUAUAUCUCUAAAGAUUUUAGAAAAAUUCACUGACAAUCCUAUUGAUGCUCUUGCAUUGACACAUGCUGUUGAAUCAAAUCGAACAACAGAUAUGAAUUUUAUAUCAUGGAAAUUUACUGUAUUAAUAAAAGAAAAUGCAACAAUAAAUAAUUUAGCAAGGUAUGAUCAACAAAUACCAAUAAUAUUCCUUGCUGACAGAACAACUUAUUAUGAUGCAACGACGAUACCAAAUGAAAAUCAUAAUCAAAUUGAAUUAAGAGAAGAUGAAUAUCUUGUUAGUCCAGUAUCUUCAGGUUUAUAUGAAGGAAAAGUAAGAAUCGUUUAUGAUCCAAUUACUUAUCAAUUAGAACCUGAAUAA